GAGGGGCAGCGUGGAGAAGAAAGGAUGUGACGUCACUGAGAUAACCAGCUCGGCUGUUAGCAACGCUGUUUGUCUUUCUCGGAAACAACAGUAACGAUAAGCCUCUUUGAAUAUGGAGGCCGCUGCGGACGGCCCGGCUGAGACCCAAAGCCCGGUGAAAAAAGACAGCCCGGCGAAGACCCAAAGCCCAGCUCAAGACACCUCAAUCAUGUCGAGAAAUAACGCAGAUACAGGCAGAGUUCUUGCCUUACCAGAGCACAAGAAGAAGCGCAAGGGAAACUUGCCAGCCGAGUCCGUUAAGAUCCUCCGCGACUGGAUGUAUAAGCAUCGGUUUAAGGCCUACCCUUCAGAAGAAGAGAAGCAAAUGCUGUCAGAGAAGACCAAUUUGUCUUUGUUGCAGAUUUCUAACUGGUUUAUCAAUGCUCGCAGACGCAUUCUCCCGGAUAUGCUUCAACAGCGUAGAAACGACCCCAUCAUUGGCCACAAAACGGGCAAAGAUGCCCAUGCCACCCACCUGCAGAGCACCAAGGCGUCUGUGCCGGCCAAGUCAGGGCCUAGUGGUCCAGACAAUGUACAAAGCCUGCCCCUGUGGCCCUUGCCAAAGGGCCAGAUGUCAGGAGAGAAGCAACCAGAUCCGGAGUCGGCCCCUAGCCAGAAGCUCACCAGAAUAGCCCAGCCAAAGAAAAAGGUCAAGGUUUCUAUCACAUCCCCGUCUUCUCCAGAACCUGUGUCUCCAGAGGAGUACGCCGACUUCAGCAGCUUCCUGCUGCUAGUCGAUGCAGCAGUACAAAGGGCUGCCGAGCUGGAGCUAGAGAAGAAGCAAGAGCCUAAUCCAUGAUUGAUGAUGUUCCAAAAACCCAAAUAGUCAGUCCCUUAUGUACUGUGGUAAACCUGUUUAUGUUCACCCCAACUUAUUUGUAUGCUUAUCUUUUAUAGAGGCAUCUUUCUUUCUAGUGGUUUUAUGAGAACCAAUCUUAAUUAUUGGGACUAAAUUCUGUCAGAUAUUUCAGUGUUUCCAGGUGAAAGACACUAAGGUGCCAUCAUCAUGAACACUAUAGCAAAGAUUUCUUAAGUCUCCUUCCCCCUGGAUUUGAACUCUUUAGACCAUCAGACUAAUACAUCUGAGAUUAAACAUCAAGCUGAGAUUUCAGAGAUAAAUGUUUUUGGCUUUCUAGCCAACUUUCUUAAUCCCAGGGUUGCUACAUAUAAUAAGUCACCCCUCUUUCUCCCUCUCUCUCGGUAAUCUUCUCUGUUCAUUAGUAUGAAUGAUAGAAAAGAAAGCCUCUAUAAAAAUGGCUAUAACAUCCCUCAUUUUAUUGUUGGAGUUUUGUGAAGCUUUCAAUUCUUAUAUUCCUUUUUGUACAGUUUAUUGGCCAAUUUUGAAAAAGUAGUUAUUCUUUGCAGGGAGUUGACCAUGAGAGCCAAAGUACAGUAAAUUCAUGAACAUUUUUUUUGCAUAAAGGUGAACUCUUCUUGCUUUGAGCAGUGAAAAGUCUGCGUAAAGGUAAGAAAAUUCCAAAUGUUAAUUUUCUCUUAUUGGCUGUUGGUUAGAUAGUUGGUUUUAGAGAAUACUUUUUAUUGAUUUUAAUUAUAAAAGUAAAAACAUAACAAAAAAUAGCAAAAAAGAAAAAAACUGACAAAAAAAUUCCCUGGAAGAAACCAAAGGAAGAUAAUUUAAAAAGAAAGAAAAUCAAUAUAUAACAUGUCAGCAAAAAGUGAAGUAGAUCCAGGUAUUCUAUUAUUUUAUCUUUUUAAUACAUUUAUGUAUUUUUCUUUUUAAAAUUCUUGGUUUGGUAGGGGUUGGGGUAGGAAUGUAAAAAGCUUCAGACCGGUCCGGCAUGAAAAUAAUCCUAUUGUCUUAUAAAGGCAGCUUUUUCACAAGUACAGGCAGAUUUUCACUAGGAUACGAACAGAAAGAUACUACCCCAGAGAGCUGUAAUUUUACUUCUCUGCUUUUAGGGAGCUAAAACCUGAGGAAUCUAGGGCUAUAAAUUGGACUCUAGCCUGAUUCUGAUUCUGCUCUAAUGUGAAAUAGAUCAUGAUUCGUCUGCUUCUAGGGCCAUUUUUUAUAUUGUUAUCUAAUUACUGGCAAUUUUAAAUAUAAGAUGCCAUAUCUUAUUUAGGCAUCUUAACAAACAAUAGUCAUGAGUUAUUACUUUGCAUAUUAUAAGUUUCCAUGUUACCAGAAAGGAAACAGGCCCACAUUCCCAAACUGUUGUUUCUGAAAUAAACUAAAAUAGGAAGGAGUUGAGGUUUCUAAGGCAUACAUGAAUCCAGGGGCAUUUAGAAGGAAGUGGUAUAAAAACAUUCAUCGUAACCUUACUGAGGAGGGCCCGUAAACACUCAAGGAAACGCCCAAACCAUUUUGUUUAUAGUGCCUGGCAAAAAGCAUUUUCUGCAUAUGGAUACAUAGAAGGUUCUUAUUCAAGGAAAGGACGUUUGCUAUCUGGGUGGCAAGAUUUCUAGACUCAGCCUAGAGUAUUUCCAUACACUCAUUUCUGGACCCUUACUACUUUGUCUUGUAGCUUUCUAACUGGUCUUAGGUCUCAGGCUUUUCUCUUUCUCAGUUGAAAACGAAGUUAAUUGCAACUUUAGUGCUGAAGUCUGAAAAAGGAAGUUUCUUAUUGUCUAGCCUCUUAUAGACAAUAUAAGAGGCUUGUUUCCUCUUGUUUCUAGAGGCUGAGGCCACUUGGACUGUUCCUGUAGAAUGACUAUUGUAGUACUUGUUUAUUAAUAACUUGAUUAUUAUUGUAAAAUGACUGUGGAAUCAUUGUAAAAUCAGUGCUGCUGUAGAACUUACUCAAAGGUGAAUAUGUUGGGAUUACAGUGGUAUUUGUCUAUUUCUGUUGUGCACUUUGUAAUGGUGAAUUGUGGUCUACAAUUGUGUUCUAGCUUUAACUCUAUUAUAUCGAAAGAAAUUGGGGAGAACUGUUCUUGGUUUUGUGCUACAAACAUGGAGAAGAAGCAGUUGUUUAGUUAAAUUAAGAACUAUAUACAACAGAAUUUUUGUUGUUGAAAUUUUUGCCAAAUAAAUGUACUUUUUUUCAUAU
Messenger RNA from Gorilla gorilla gorilla (western lowland gorilla), 3050 nucleotides. It is a transcript of the gene TGIF2LX, whose product is annotated as TGFB induced factor homeobox 2 like X-linked. Gene Ontology annotation, molecular function: DNA binding. Bases 113 to 838 code for a protein of 241 amino acids. Gene Ontology annotation, biological process: regulation of DNA-templated transcription. The record is from RefSeq and is a predicted model, not a curated record. NCBI's taxonomy places the organism in Eukaryota, Metazoa, Chordata, Mammalia, Primates, Hominidae. The transcript is spliced from 2 exons.